Messenger RNA from Asterias rubens (European starfish), 1034 nucleotides. RefSeq lists its product as uncharacterized. Lineage: Eukaryota; Metazoa; Echinodermata; Asteroidea; Forcipulatida; Asteriidae. The record is from RefSeq and is a predicted model, not a curated record. Bases 114 to 368 code for a protein of 84 amino acids. The transcript has 3 exons.
ACUCUAUAUAAGAGGACCCUUUGGACUACAAGAAAUCAUCUUCUCCACUCGUCUACCCAAAGCAACAUCGACUUUUCCUCCAAGUACAGCAUCGAAAACAAACAAAAUCUAAAAUGGCAUCCAAGAUUUUCCUCGCCGUGAUGGCUCUGGCCGUCCUGACUGCCUUCGUCUUCGCUGAGGAAGAAGAAUACGCCGUGGACGACCUGAUGGAGUUCGUCAAGAGAGGCAAAGGACGAAACAGGGGCAGGGGAAAGAUGGGACCACUCACAAAAGACGACAUGGAAACGUGCGACAGAUACGGCCAACAAUGCGUCUGUGACAAGCGGCUGAGCUUCGAUAACAAUAACCGAUACCUCGUCUGCAACUAAACAAACAGUGCACCACUACGAUGACUGGACCCUACAAUUCCCAACAAGCAAUGUUAUAUAUUUUAGUGUCUAACUUGUAAACUAAUGCCAAAUAAUGUGUUAUGCACCAAAACAAAAUGACUACUAAUUAGCCAAGAGCGACAUGAGCUCGACCCCAAAAUACUACUGAAUGGGUAUUUAUGUAAACAAGUUGUAAAUGAACUAAAGAAAGAACGAAUCUUGUGUAAAUUAAAACAAUUAAAAAUCUCAGAAAUAUCAGAUGAUGAAUUAUGCAAUCCUAUAUCAGAUCUUAAUGUGUGAUCAAAAACAGAAGAACGUAAGUUUAUAUGACAAAGUCUAGUGUUACCCUUUGACCAAAGUUAUUUUGGGGUCUUUAACCCUGUUUUCACAUUGGCAUCGGAAACGUCUAAGAUGUUCACACUCCUUGGGUAAAUCACAACCCAGGUGAAUUUUGUUUUCAUCAUCUGUCGUAUGAACAGGAAAACAUAAUAACAUGUUUUCAGCUAUUUGCAAACUUUUCCGAUGUCACUGUUUUUAAAAAACACAUCAACAAAACCUUAAGACUAAGAUUUCAUGAAGAUAACAACUCUCGACAAAGUUUGUCCCUGUUUCUUCCUUUAAAUGAGUAAAAAAUAAAAUAAAAUAAAUGAAUUAUGAGCAUAUGAA